UAAUUGUAUUGUUCAUUGUUUUUUUCGGUAAAGUCACGUAUGUAGGAAUACCAUAACAUUAUAUAACAUUAUAUUCCUACAUACGUGACUUUACCGAAAAAACCAAUGAGCAAUUUACGCAGCCAUGAAAACUUUAAUUAUUUAUAAAUUUUAUUGCUUUAUAUAUUUUUAUUAUUUUAUUGUUUCCCUUCUACGUGCCUUUACCGAAAGAACUAAGAAUAUGUCAACUUGAUUAAGAAUGUCAAAUUAACACUUUGUUCCAAACAUGCACCUUCAAUGUCUAAACGUGUUUCUUUGCGGUUCCCUUCUCCAUGCUGCUCCAUAUCCUUUUAAUAAUCCACAAGCGAAGGUGUCUCCCCGUCUGACUACCAUCCUCGUGCAAUCUCGAUGUUCUCUACGUUUGCAGAUGUUUUUUUAUGAUUCCGCAAUAUUUUUCAUUUGAGCCUCUGUUCGCGAGGGCUUGGAUGAACCAUCAAUUUUCCACUGUCUCAAUAUUGCCUUUUUUAUAGUCAACAGAGGCUGGACAGGGUGGUAGUUGACAUCAUUCUUUUGCAGAACCUGAUUGAUAGAUGUUUUCUGAAAAUUGAAUUGGAGAAAUAAAUGCAUGAACACAAAUUGAGAAUAUGACCCGUUUCAGAUACGCUGAUGACACAGUCAUUAUCAGAACCAAUUGAAAUUAACUACGUUGGGUUAAAAAUAAACGAGCAAAAGAAAUGUGUAGCACGUUUUUACGAGACAAUCCUAUUUCUGUGGGAGGGACAUAACUGUAAACAACAUCCAAGUAUUGCACUUAGGGUAGUUUUUGAAGGUGGGACAGGAUCAACAUUAAAACAAAAAGACGAGAGAGUAGGUUGCAGUGCUGUGGACACCUGUAAUCAUUCAAAGCACCUUGCCAAUGUUCCUCUUUCAGUGCAAUUCCAAGCUAUGCGUGUCUCUUACAGCUUUUGUUCCAUUUUGUUUUAAUCAACCUCCAUGUUUAUGAUCAAUGUCACAAUCAGGCCUCGCACACACACACGCACACCGAUUAAAAUUGGUGUAUUGGUAUGUUGAUUUUCAAUGGGAUUUUUUGUUAAGCGUGUACCUCUUCAAGCAGUUUCGCAUCUGUUCCUUUACCGGUAAGUCGGCGUCCGUGGAUGCUUAAGGUGAAUGCGAGGAUUCAGGCCAGGCCAGGCCAUUACCUGCAGCCAUGUAACUUUUAGACCCCCUGGGCGCCUUCGCCCGUGUGGCUUUGCGAGCCCCAAGCUGGUGCCAGAGCGUGUGGCUUUGUGAGGCCCAAGCUGGUGCCAGAGCGUGUGGCUUUGUGAGGCCGCCGUCUGAUGCCAGAGCGUGUGGCUUUGUGAGGCCCAAGCUGGUGCCAGAGCGUGUGGCUUUGUGAGGCCCAAGCUGGUGCCAGAGCGUGUGUCUUUGUGGGGCCCCCGUCUGGUGCCACCUGUCAAUCACCGCGAAGCCUAAGGAUCGCAAGGGACGACGUCACUCGCGCGGCAACCCCAAACAAAUCCCAGAGGCCGUGAAAUCCCAAUUAAAGUUUGCGUGCCGUUUUAUAUCGCUGCGUUUUAUAAUAAGGGUGUUCAUUGACGACUAAUUAUCCCAUUAAAAACAAAAAUCUUGAAGAAUACUCUACAGAGGCGAACGACGUUUAUAUGCAAGGUGGUGCUCAUUCAAGUGCCGACAUGAGUCACAGCACUGAUGAUGAUGCAGCAUUUGCAGGCUUUGCAGAAAAUUCCGAAUCCAACCGCAAAUUCAAAUUAAAGCCCUCAAAGGCAUCUGGAGAGCCUAAACGACCACUGAAAGGAAAUAUAAAGUCUCGCAAAAGACCAACGGCUGCAUUCUCGACUGAAGCUGCAUCAGAUCCAGAGGAAAAAAGACUAAAAAGAUCGGAUUCGGAUGAUUUACAGUUGUCUUUAUCACAACAGAUCCCUUCAUUGAAGCCUACGAGUGGAAAAUACAUUCCAGUUUUUAAAAGCAGGAAGUCAAAAAUGUUCAUGCUUCAAAAAGAAACACAGCUGAACACUGCCCAUCCAGCAGAAAUUCGAGCGAUUAAUUCCACAAAACACUCCAUCGGUGAAUAUUCUAAACUGGAAUGUUUACCUCAUAUAGUCCCGGAAAUGCAAAGCACAGGCUGCGAUCAAAAUCGUGACUCAGAAUUGCAAAAAGAAUUGCCUCCAACGGUCCAUGAACAAGAGCAGCAGCACAUUGACUCUGACACAGAAGUUCCGCUGCCAGAAAAUGGGAAGGAUUUAAUGAAAAUACAAUUGGAUGAAUUGAACGCUGUAGAAAGUGCAAGCGCAAACCAAGAAACAUCUUUCCUGAAUGAAGCGUACAUAACAAGUAUGGAGGAUGUGACGACCAGCCUGCUGGCAAAAUCGUUGGCGGAGGUUGAAUAUGAGAGGCGUGACGAUGAGGUGGAUGUUGGGGUGGUACAUGUCGAUGAGGUCCCAAUUAAUCGGGAUGAACACUGCCAUGUUCAUUCUCAAGACCAGCGUAAACUUGAUUUAAAUGAAGAAGUCAAGCGUGAUUAUCCACAAGAAGAAAGGGCAGAGCCUGAGAGUACGGGUGAUUUAGAUGCUAAAUGUGUUGGGACUGCACUCAAUUGCCAGGCUGUGUAUCCCAUCCAAAUUGACAUUCCUACAAAUGUUGUUACAAAACCACUAUGUGUGGAUUGCAUUGUGGGAUUGGAUUCCCCAGUAAUACAAAAAGAAGUGUAUGGGAAAUGUCUGACUAUUGAUGAUAAUGAAGAAAACAAAAGCAAUCACCCAAGUCAGCAUGAUAAUGCAGAAGGCAAUGAGGAAGACUGUGGUAAGGCAAAUAUUGCUGAUGAAUGUCAAUUAAACGUUAAAAUUGGGAAUGGCCAUCCCACCGAGAUCUUAAUGGCCAAUAGCAAUUUUGUACCUGACAUCAUUGUCUCUGACAUGCAUACAAAUAUCUCGUCAAUAGACAUGAGCUUUCAUAACCAAACACACACACUGCCCAAUUGUUUGGAAGAGCAUACAGAUAGAGACCAACGUUCUAGAGAAAACAGCAGUGGCGUUGAGAAAACAUAUUUGGUUUCUAGUAACGUCUGUCCACCUCAUUCAAAUGGGACUGAGAGUUUGGUUACACAUGAUGAGUCAUGUGGUACAGUUAAUGCUGAUAUAGAAAGCAGCAUUUUGGAGAAACUCCAAAUGCCUGUAACUUUUAGAAAUAAGCUGUCCAGAAAAGGACAGAAAGGUGAAGUGGUUAUAAUUGAAAGCAUUGUCUCAUCUUCUCACCCCUUUGCAUCGGUUUCAAAUGCCGACAUGUCAGAUGUGCGGAAACAGCCGAACGCUGCAGAAUCACACAAGGUCCUUUCAAUAGAGGCACCCCUGAAUUUGCGAAUUGAAACGCUGGCAUCGACAGUCGUUGGUUUUCAAAACAAAAAUGCAGCAGUGGUUACACAGCAACAAAAAGAAAAGGACCCUUUUAGCGGGGCAACAUCUACAAUGAUAUACUCUGGUGAUGGCACAGAAACAGUGCACUUGGGAUGCAUAAUAGCACCAGGCAAUCCAGAUUCAUUAGAUCUGAAUAACAAAGCUGAAAUCGGUCGGUAUUUCCAGCCUGGAAAAUGUGAAAAAUAUAUUGUAGAACGUAUUUCAGAUGAGCCAUUGACAAGUGAAUUUUGCAAAGGAAAAAAUAUAGUUCUGGACAUGGAAACCACAGUACAUUAUGCUGCAAAAAAGCAUGAACAAUCACUGACUGAAAAAGAUGAUGAAAAAAUAGGUGAAGCUCAUCAAGUCUUCUCAGCUGAAGAAUAUAAACAUGAAGAAUUGUCAGCUCAAGAAUAUCAAGAAUUAGCUGAAAUAAAUAAAAAUGUAGCUGACAAACAACAAACAAUUUCAGUGGAGCACGAACAUUUUUCAGCUGAACAACAUCAAGAUUUGUCAGCUAAACGUCAAAAAUUAUCAACUGAGCAAAGUAAAGAUUUAACAACAGAUGAACAUCAAACAUUUUCAGCCGAUGAACUAAAAAAUAUAUCAGCUGAGCAAAGUAAAGCAUUAUCGGCUGACAAACAUGAAGAUUUAACAACAGAUGAACAUCAAACAUUUUCAGCCGAUGAACUAAAAAAUAUAUCAGCUGAGCAAAGUAAAGCAUUAUCGGCUGACAAACAUGAAGAUUUAACAACAGAUGAACAUCAAACAUUUUCAGCUGAUGAACUAAAAUAUAUAUCAGCUGAGCAAAGUAAAGCAUUAUCGGCUGACAAACAUGAAGAUUUAACAACAGAUGAACAUCAAACAUUUUCAGCCGAUGAACUAAAAAAUAUAUCAGCUGAGCAAUAUAAAGCAUUGUCAGCUUAUGAACAUAAAGAAUUAUCAGCUGACAAACAUGAAGAUUUAACAACAGAUGAACAUCAAACAUUUUCAGCCCAUGAACUAAAAAAUAUAUCAGCUGAGCAAAGUAAAGCAUUAUCGGCUGACAAACAUGAAGAUUUAACAACAGAUGAACAUCAAACAUUUUCAGCCGAUGAACUAAAAAAUAUAUCAGCUGAGCAAAGUAAAGCAUUAUCGGCUGACAAACAUGAAGAUUUAACAACAGAUGAACAUCAAACAUUUUCAGCUGAUGAACUAAAAAAUAUAUCAGCUGAGCAAUAUAAAGAAUUGUCAGCUUAUGAACAUAAAGAAUUAUCAGCUGACAAACAUGAAGAUUUAACAACAGAUGAACAUCAAACAUUUUCAGCCGAUGAACUAAAAAAUAUAUCAGCUGAGCAAUAUAAAGUAUUGUCAGCUUAUGAACAUAAAGAAUUAUCAGCUGACAAACAUGAAGAUUUAACAACAGAUGAACAUCAAACCUUUUCAGCUGAUGAACUAAAACAUAUAUCAGCUGAACAAUAUAAAGAAUUGUCAACUGAGCAAAGUCAAGAAUUACCAACUAAUGAACAUAAAGAAGAGUUAUUAGUUGAUAACCAUACAAAAAUAUCCGCCGAUGAACAUAAACAUAUAUCGGCUGAACAAAAUCAAGAAUUAUCAACUGAGCGAAGUAAAACAUUACCAACUGAUGAGCAUAUAGAGCAUCAAGACUUCUCAGCCAAUGAAAAACAAACAUUUCCGGCUGAACAAUACGAAGAAUCGGUCGCCGAAGAAGCGGUGUGUGUGCCACCACAAAGUGUUGGCAUCGAAAGGGACGGCUGCUUUGUUGCCAUGGCCCCUGCACCUGCAGGCAUCUUGAAACAACCAUUAACAGGAACUACUGUUCAUCCAAAAGCCGGCGACAAGAACUCGGAACGCAGCCGCAAGUCACACGUCGAAGCUCGCGGAGUUGUAGAUGAUUUGCUCUUAGAAGACAGCCAGUUGUGUGAAUUUUUCAUGAGCGAGCUCAGUGAAGACAAUGAAAUGCAGAUGAAUGAAAAUAUUGAAACUCCUAGCGAUAUCUGUAUCCAAGAGAAAUCUUCUGAAUUUGUUGUGAACACUGAAAGAUCCACACAGACUGCCAAACUGAGGGAUGCCACUGACACGGUGUGUCGCCUCAUUAACGAGAUCUCAAAAAUCAACCACCAGGUCCUAUCUGUCCACCGUGGACUGGAGGCAGCAAAGCAACACAGAAGCUGGAAGGCCGACUUUUCAAACAGGAACACAAACUCCACAAGACCCAACGCUUUCCCAGCAAAUGCCACCUGGAAGUGAUGCAUGUUGUAAAGAGUCGUGUCCUGGAGGGAAUGUAUAAUCCACAUAUUUUUGGGUCUUUCGGUAAAGUCACGUAAAUAGGUUCAAAGAAAAUAAGAAAAAACUACGACGUUUCCAUCGAAACAUAAGCGAUCGUCUUCCUUUU
Petromyzon marinus (sea lamprey) is the source of this 5778-nucleotide messenger RNA. RefSeq names its product transmembrane protein 268. NCBI's taxonomy places the organism in Eukaryota, Metazoa, Chordata, Hyperoartia, Petromyzontiformes, Petromyzontidae. The record is from RefSeq and is a predicted model, not a curated record.